AAGCCACAUUAAGUUCACACAACAAUCUUGUCUUCACCUUAAUUGUGUUGUUAAGAAAAACAUGGCAUCAUCCUCCAAGACUUUUCUUCUUCUUGGCUUUAUGUUUGCUCUUGUGAUCCUCAUCUCCUCUGAGGUCUCAGCUCGUGAGCUAGCGGAAAUUACUAAGCCAGCAAUUCCUAUUAGGGGGAAACCUUAUCCCUUUAAAGGCCGACCAGGUACGCUAUGCAAUAAUCCGUAUAUUAGAGGAUGUAACCCGCCCCCGCCCCCGCCAUGCAGGAAUCCGUAUGGUAGAGGAUGUCACCGGCCCUCGCGGGCCCCCGCCCCGGGAGAGUAUAGGCACAGCCAAGAGCACCAUGAAAAACCAGGACUUGGUGUUGCUGAGACAGAAACUGGGAAUUAAAUAAAUAAUCCUUUUUCAGUGGAUAUUGCAGGUACUAUGUGGUAAUAAUUAAGAGCUUGUUUUGUCAAUAAAGGUUAAUGUAAUGUAUUGGUUGAGUUGUUAAUAAAACCCUCGAUCAUAAAUAAUUAGGAUUUUAAGGUUUAUCUUUGUAACUAGUACUCAUAUCAUACUGUGUCUAAGAUAUGUGGCUUUCUAUCUUUAUAUAUACGUUGGAAAUCUAUCCUAGCUAGCAAUUUCUUUUUCCA
This is a messenger RNA of Prunus persica (peach), 645 nucleotides long. RefSeq lists its product as uncharacterized. The record is from RefSeq and is a predicted model, not a curated record. Bases 62 to 400 code for a protein of 112 amino acids. The transcript has 2 exons. NCBI's taxonomy places the organism in Eukaryota, Viridiplantae, Streptophyta, Magnoliopsida, Rosales, Rosaceae.